AUGGAGAGUUCGAUUAACUUAACAGCAUCGAAAUUAGAUCUUUUAACAUUAGAAGAACUAAGAGACCCUAAUUUAAUCAGUCGGUAUCCACCACUUUUCCAACGAAGGCAAAACUAUGUGGAUAUAAAAUGUGAUUCGUUAACCAAGAUUGGCCGUCCCUUCCCACAACCGCAACAGCAACAACAACAACAUCAACAACAACAACAACAACAACAUAACAGAUCUAAAGUAUAUGAAACAACUCACCUGUCCUUGUUCAACUGUUCCCAAACACUACCACUGCCACAUCAACAGAAGCCACAACAACUUGCACAGCCAGGAUUCUCCUCUGGCUCCAAGGAAACUAUAGAAAGGAAACCACAUCGGAGUCUAACCACCUUCUUCAAACUUUCUUCUAAAAAAUCCAAACAACUAGAACGACAAGAAACGUUACGGAGAUCAAUCAGCAGGCCAUAUUAUCAAGUUAAAGACCAAAAGGAACCUGAACAGCCAAACCAUCAUUCAGAAACGAUCGAACCAAUAUACGUUCACCCAUUAUAUCCUUUCAAAACCAAGCGAUCCAUCAAAAUCAAAAAGGAUCCAUCAAUAUCACCAACAAAUAGAUCAGACAAUGGAGCAACUUUGGCAAGGUCUUCUAAUUCACAACACCGAGUAAGAUUAGUUCGAGGUCAGAAUCAUCUCCUUCUCCCACCGUCACCCGGACAACAACAACAACUAUCAGCUAUUAAUAGCCUAGUUGUACCUCCUGUUGGAUCAAGUCAAGUGAUUGGUAAUCCUGCAGAGUACUCAAGCACAAUUGUCCAUCCCAAUAUGCGACAAGCGCAAAUAAGUCAUAAUAAUAGACAACAAGCAGACUUUAUACGAUAUGACAUGAUGAAUUUGGAUAAUGGUAAUGCAUUAUCACCAAUUAUUGAUGAAUCUGAAUUUACAUCGGCACAAUUGAAUCAACCAAGUCAAAAUAACAUUAACAAUUUGAAUGAAAUAUUGAUUCCAACUUCAACAUUCUUUGUCCCCACCACUAGUGAUUCUGAUGAAAGUUAUUAUAGCGUUGAAGAUGAAGUUCCACAUUUUGCGACCGUAAGCAACACAAAUGAUAUUAGAGUACAUGCUCGGUCGCAGCAGCACCAUCACCAUCGUCAUCAUCAUCAUCAUCAUCGCCACCUUCGUCAAGUGUCGUCUCCAUUGUACAGAUUCAACGACGAUGAAACGGCAAGGUAUGCCCUGCUGCCAUUUGCCACACAAAGCCAUUCUCCUGUGAGAGGGAGGUGA
Molecule: messenger RNA, 1269 nt
Organism: Lodderomyces parapsilosis
Lineage: Eukaryota; Fungi; Ascomycota; Pichiomycetes; Serinales; Debaryomycetaceae
Exons: 1
Coding region: 1-1269 (422 amino acids)
Source: RefSeq, a predicted model, not a curated record